This is a messenger RNA of Penicillium malachiteum, 756 nucleotides long. RefSeq lists its product as uncharacterized. The transcript is spliced from 3 exons. The record is from RefSeq and is a predicted model, not a curated record. The coding region runs from base 1 to 756 and encodes 251 amino acids. Lineage: Eukaryota; Fungi; Ascomycota; Eurotiomycetes; Eurotiales; Aspergillaceae. Gene Ontology annotation, molecular function: oxidoreductase activity.
AUGGCGAUCACUGGCGGAAGCCGUGGUAUCGGAGCUGCUAUCGCCAUCAAGCUCGCUGAACUCGGAGCCAACGUCGCAAUUAACUAUGUUUCAUCCGCAAGUGGAGCAGAAGAAGUAGCCAAGCAAGUCCGCGCACUUGGUGUCCAAGCAAUAACGAUCCAAGCCGAUGUCUCUCAGGAGAAAGAAGUCAGCGCCAUGUUCGAGACGCUGAUGCGUGAGUUUGGGAGGUUGGAUAUCGCUGUGAGCAACUCGGGGAUUGAGUAUUUUGCGGAUCACUCGGAGGUGACGGGGGCAGAUAUCGAUCGUGUCUUUGGGGUGAAUGUCAAGGGCCAGUAUUUUGUUGCGCAACAGGCCUAUAAGUACAUGGCGGAUCAUGGACGUGUUAUGCUCACUUCGUCUAUUUCGGCUGUGAAGGGUGUUCCUCGCCAUGCAGUUUAUGCUGCCUCGAAAUCUGCUGUUCAAGGCAUGACCAAGUGUCUUGCCGUUGACUUUGGUUCUCGCAAUAUCACGGUUAAUUGUAUCGCUGCGGGUGGUGUGAAGACCGAUAUGUACGAUGAAAACUCGGCGGAGUACAUCCCUGGUGGUGAUAAAAUGACGCCGGAGCAGAUUGAGACCAUGCUAUCAAAGUGGUCGCCGCUGGGCCGGGUUGGGCUUCCUGAGGAUGUCUCGAACAUUGCUGCGUUGAUUGCAAGCCCAGAGUCCCAGUGGUUGACUGGCCAGACAUUCCAGGCUUGUGGAGGAGCGUAUAUGAUCUAG